Molecule: messenger RNA, 2265 nt
Organism: Frieseomelitta varia
Lineage: Eukaryota; Metazoa; Arthropoda; Insecta; Hymenoptera; Apidae
Product: pupal cuticle protein C1B-like
Exons: 4
Coding region: 1493-1918 (141 amino acids)
Source: RefSeq, a predicted model, not a curated record
GAUGGCGCCACCAUGUCCAUUUUGUGACAAGUUGGAAAUAAUUAGGAAAAAAACCUAAUUAAAAGGAAUAAUUUGUGAACUUUUUUGUAUGUCUCCUUAAAAUUGGUUUCCCGGCUUUCUUUCUAUGUGUGUUUUAUCGUAGAAAAACGUAUGUGUAAAAAGUUGAAUUUUUUUUCAAUAGAUCGAAAGAUGUCCUUGUCGCACACUGUUGCUUUCCUUGUCUAGUGUCAUUAGACAAGGAGAGCACUAGUGUGCGACAAGGACAGACAUAUAGGCGCGAUAGACAAGGAGGGCAAGAGUGGUUGACAAGGACAGACAUAUACGCGCGGUAGACAAGGAGGGCAACAGUUGGUAGACAAGGACAGACAUAUACGCGUGAUAGACAAGGAAGGCAAUAGUAUGCGACAAGGAUAGAAUUAAAAUAUAAUAGGUUUUACACGGAAUCACAGUUCGAAUCCAAUAACAUAACACGGAUGAAGAAUUAGUACAGUAUAGAAUUCCACCUAUUAGUACAUUAAUCACGCGAAAAUGAUGAAGAAGUUAGAAGACAAGAAGGAACACGAAGAAGCAUCGUAUGUCAGGUCGUUUUGCAUUACUUGAUAGUAAAAGAAAGAGAAAAAACGGGAAAUCCGUUUCUUAUUCAAUAAUCAGUAACUAAUACAUUAUAUAUGUAUCAGAUUAUUUAUAAAAUUUGUAGCGUACAUUUAUUAAUUUUGGAUUUUUCUCAAAUUGUUCUACGAACAUUCUGAACAAAUCACAGUGAAUAUAACAAUUUGGAAUGUAUGGGACAUAUAAAUUAAAGGAUAGAAUAAAUAUGAUAUGGAAACACACAACAAGAAAAUAAAGGAUGAAACAUAAAUGUGAUUUGGAAAAUCAAACUUAUCAGAGGAAUAUAAUUAGCUUAAAAACUAUCUUCUAUUAUUAUUAUUAUAUUUCAUUUAAAAAAUACACAGACGAAAUGUAUUUUGUAAUUAUUCCGCUGUAUGUAAAACAUCAGCAAGGAUUCUGUAUAAAGUAGAUAUGUAAUAGAUUUUUCGAAAGUGAGAACAGUAACUGAACGGUACGUUAUCAUUUGCAUCAAUAUUUCAGAUCUCGAGCAGAAAUUUAGCAAGAGAAUAAACCGACAGAGUAAACGAAUCGUGGUCAUUUUUUUCUUACUCUUGGACAAUAACCAGUCGAAGGUUUUGGAUUUUUAGUCCAAGGUCGGGGAGGGAUAAGUUAAGGAUAUAUUAUUGAAAGAGAGAGAAAGAAAAAAAAGGAGAGCACGGGCGGAGGAAAGUAUACAAACGAUUACGUAUAUUCCUAUGGAGAAAGUUUUUUUUUCGGUACUCGUUCGAAACACGCCCUUGUGCCCCACCUGAUUUUGGUUGGUUCGCGUAUUUCGUUCACCUAACUGAACGGACUAUAUAAGAUUUCGGCUACCAAAGGAUCGGCACACACUUGCUUUCGUACAUUGUCAACGAAUCGAUCAAAGUCCUUUCUCAGACUCACAAUGUUCUCAAAGAUCGUGGUACUCGUUUGCGCUCUUGCCAUGAGCAAUGCCGGUUUCUUGGCACCAGCCCCUGGACAAUAUGCUUUGACUACCGCCGCUUUAACGUCGACAUCGGACAAUAUUCUUCGUAGCUCGGGAAAUCUGGCACAAAUCGCGACCCAGUCGAAAACAAUUGCCACCCCAUUCUCGAGCACCAGCAGAUCCGACAUUCGUGUAUCCAACCCGGCCAUCUAUGCGCACGCCGCUCCAGUAGCAUACGCUGCACACGCCGCUCCAGUAGCAUACGCUGCACACGCAGCACCAUUGGCAGCACCAUUAGCCGCCGCUGCACCCGCAAGCUCACUUCUUGGUGUCGCCUACUCGCCAGCGGUGGCUGUUUCGCACAUGGCCUACAGCAGUCCCAUCGGCAUCUCUUACUCCUGGUAAUCACUUUGCCUAAAAAUCCAAUCUAAAUUUCUUGGACCAUUGCUCUGACAAUCAUUACAGUUGUAUCUGUAUUUAAGAUAUUUUGUCUGCUUUUAUUUAUUAAAUACAAAUUUUACUGAAACAAUUGUUGUGUCUCAUUUUCUUAUUUCCCCUAUUAAUUUCACACGUUUCACCUUGUUUCAAAUAGGAGAUAUUGAUAGAAUUGAAGAAUCAAUUGAUAUUGUACAAUAAUACGGGCGAACCGGUUCAGUUUAGUUGUGUACAUAAAACUAUGAAUUUGCCUAAAAAUCCAAAAUUCAGUUAUUAUCUAGAAAGACAAGGAAUUUUGACACGAAAAUGUCUCGUUC